Durusdinium trenchii is the source of this 2307-nucleotide messenger RNA. The record is from the annotation of a GenBank genome assembly. NCBI's taxonomy places the organism in Eukaryota, Dinophyceae, Suessiales, Symbiodiniaceae.
AUGCGCCAAAGAAGAAGCCUGAGGUCUUUGGCACAGGUCCCAAAGCCUGAAGACGUCGUUGGAGAGAUUUGGCAGAAAUUAGAGGUGCGAUUCCGCUUGGCUGAAGAGCUGUGCAACUUCUCAGAAGGCUACUUGACGUGCCUUCAGCUUAAGGCAUUCUUUGACACCGGUGUGCUCACAGUUCCCUUGCCAGAUGUGUUCAAGUGUGGCAUUGGCAGCAUCGAUGACGAAAGGUACCUACUCAGCCUGAUCUCCACUGUCAGGGAACUCGAGCGCUUUGCAGUUGGCAGGGCGCGCGUUCUGGACCUUCCAUCGAUUCGUACAGCCUGGACCGUGGCGCAAUGUGUCGAGCAGGCGAUGCUUCAGUUUGAUUUUCGCAACAGCGGCGCCCUUCGGCAACGCUACGACUCCCUGAAGUACGUGGUGAAGCGGUGCCAGGGGAGGGCCGGUGCACGCUUGCAGAAGCAAUGCCUUAGUCAUAUCGAGCCAUUUGCGGCCUUCUUCCUGAGUGGAAGAUAUGCAGGUGAAGUCAACGAAGCAAACCCCAUGGGCUCCAAGGGGCAGCUCGCCGAGACCUUCGCAGAACUGCAGAAGGUUCUUUGGCAGAGUGAACGUCCAGCCCAGAAUCCUGGUGAGAUAAAGCGGCGACUGGCAAAGAUAGCUCCUCACUUGUUCCAGGGCUAUGAGCAGCAAGAUGUUCAGGAAUUUCUCGCAUUUUGCUUGGAUGGCUUGCACGAGGACCUGAGCCGAAUCAGCGAGGCUCCGCCUGCACGGACAGAAGCUGAAGAACAGGCAGAUGAACGUAGCUGCAUUGGCAAGUCAGAAGAAUUUGCUGCCGCCCUUGCGUGGAUGCGAUACUUGGAGCGCUCCAAGUCAUUCCUGGUGGAUUUGAUGCAGGGGCAGCUCAGAUCCUGCCUGUGCUGCAUGCAGUGUGGCCAUCGGUCCAGGAAGUUUGAGCCGUUCAUGUACCUCUCAUUGCCGGUGACCCAAGAGAUGUCAACCGUUUCGGACGCAAUGCGCGAAUACACCAAAGAGGAGGUUCUCUCUGGCAAUGAGCAAUGGUUCUGUGAAAAAUGCAAGGCCAAAGUCGACACUAAGAAGAAGAUUGACCUGUGGCAACUUCCGCCAGUCUUGGUCAUCCACUUGAAGCGCUUUGAGUUCGACGUGCGCUCUGGCUACUUCCGGAAGAUCAACACACCCUUAGCCUGCGACUUGACCAUCGACCUUUCUGGCUUUUGUUCAUCCACCCAAAGGCAGGGUGCUUUGUAUUCAGUCGCGUGUGUUGCAAACCAUUCUGGUGCCUACGGAAUGGGACACUACACUGCAACCUGCCGUGUCGGAGACCAAUGGUACAAAUUCAACGAUGAAAGGGUGUCUCGACAACCCCCUGAUGAGCCUGUGGUGGGGAACAGCGCCUACGUUCUUUUCCUUGUGCGGCGGUCUCUCGAGGACGGGUACUACUCUGCCGGGCACAACUCACCGUUGCUCAAGCAGCAGACGAUGAAUAUGCCAGAGCUUUGGCCACAUCAGCUCUCGCAGGACUUCUCCAGCCUCAUGAAGCUGCGUAGGGAUGAACCUGCGGAAGGAGCCAUCAGCAACGAGAAACCAUUAUACGUGAUGAAGCUUCCAACACUGCCCUACAACGGACACGACGAACUAAAAUCAGACAACGGUAGCAGUGAUGAGGAUGUGGAGACGCCUGUGUGUGGUAGCUUCGGCGGCUGGGGCGGAUGGUCACUUCGCCACCAAAGUGGCGAACGGAACGUCCUGUUGACCGAACGGUUGCGUGGAGACGGACCGCGUUGGCCCCUUGGGCUGCUUGAAUUCGUGGAUUCAGAGCUCGGGGAUGGAGCUACCGAGCCACCGAGCGGAGAUGCAGUCCCAUGCAGUUGGUAUCAGGAUGACGUGGAAGUGCAGCUUCAGGGCCUGCUGAGGUCUGCAGAACCUGACGGAGAAGCACUUGUCAAGGCAGUGGACCUUGGCCUGUUGAACAGCAUCAAGGAGCGAUACGACAAUUUCACCGACAUGCGAGAGCAGGUCAUCAAGCGCUCUCGGGACAUCGGCAAGGGCGCCAAAAAUGCUGUGUAUGCCCUUCAGCGCGCAGACUACCCCAAGGCGGAGGUUUAUCUAUCACACUGUGCCAAAGAGGCCAGUACAACUUUCAAGGAUUUUAUUUCAGCAGCGCCGAACCUGCGGCCUGUCGGCUUUAGCGCUGCUUUGGAAGAGAUGGCCGAGGCCGUUGCCUACCGCGCCUUUCUAAAGGACAGUCGAAUCUUGAAUAAAGCAGAGUUGCAUGUUUCUUUCUGA